UCGCUUCAGACAACUCCACGCAGCAUUUCGGUGGAUGCCGUGGACAGCUGUUUACUCGGUUUGUGAGCCGUUUAUUUCGGAAGGCGGGCACAGGGCCUCGACACCGGCACCAUGGUUUUAGCCGACUUGGGCCGCAAGAUCACCAACGCGUUGCGGUCCUUAAGCAAUGCGACCAUCAUCAACAAAGAGGUUCUAGAUUCUAUGCUAAAGGAGAUAUGCACGGCGCUUCUAGAAGCUGAUAUCAAUAUCAAGCUCGUUAAGCAGCUCAGAGAAAAUGUCAGAUCUGUCAUCGACAUCGAUGAGAUGGCAGCCGGGUUGAACAAGCGGCGGAUGAUCCAGUCUGCCGUGUUCAAGGAGCUCAUCAGGUUGGUGGACCCCAGUGUCAAGGCAUGGCAGCCGACAAAAGGCAAAAACAACGUCAUCAUGUUCGUCGGCCUCCAAGGCAGUGGCAAGACCACGACGUGCACAAAGCUGGCCUAUUACUACCUGAAGAAAGGCUGGAAGACGUGCUUGGUCUGUGCCGACACUUUCCGAGCCGGUGCGUUCGACCAGUUGAAACAGAAUGCGACCAAGGCGAGGAUACCCUUUUACGGAAGUUACACAGAGGUCGAUCCGGUGGUGAUAGCUCAGGAAGGCGUGGAGAAGUUCAAGAACGAGGGUUUCGAAAUCAUCGUCGUCGACACGAGCGGGAGGCACAAGCAGGAAGACUCGCUAUUCGAGGAGAUGUUGCAAGUGUCCAACGCCACCAAACCCGACAACAUCAUCUUCGUAAUGGACGCAUCGAUUGGUCAAGCCUGUGAGGCGCAGGCACGUGCCUUCAAAGAGAAAGUGGACGUUGGGGCUGUCAUCGUCACAAAGCUUGAUGGCCAUGCGAAAGGUGGAGGAGCUCUCAGCGCGGUGGCAGCAACGCAUAGUCCAAUCAUCUUCAUAGGUACCGGGGAACACAUAGACGACUUUGAGCCCUUCAAGGUCAAGCCUUUCAUCAGCAAACUCUUAGGCAUGGGUGACAUUGAGGGCCUCAUCGACAAGGUCAAUGAGCUGAAGCUCGAUGACAACGAGGAACUAAUUGAGAAGCUCAAGCAUGGCGAGUUCACACUGCGUGACAUGUACGAGCAGUUCCAGAACAUCAUGAAGAUGGGACCCUUCAGCCAGAUCAUGGGCAUGAUUCCAGGCUUCAGCAGCGACUUCAUGACAAAAGGCAAUGAGCAGGAGUCCAUGGGAAGGCUAAAAAAGCUUAUGACCAUCAUGGACAGCAUGAACGACCAAGAGCUGGAUCACCGGGAAGGGGCCAAGCUGUUCUCACGGCAGACGGGUCGGGUCACAAGGGUCGCCCGGGGCGCCGGUGUCACCACUCGCGAGGUGCAGGAGCUCCUCGCGCAGUACACCAAGUUUGCCGCCAUGGUGAAGAAGAUGGGCGGCAUCAAGGGCCUCUUCAAGGGCGGCGACAUGGCAAAGAAUGUGAACCAGGCCCAGAUGAACAAGCUGAACCAGCAGAUGGCAAAGAUGAUGGAUCCACGGGUCUUGCAUCAAAUGGGUGGCUUCUCCGGUCUGCAGAACAUGAUGCGGCAACUCCAAGGUGCUGCUAGUGGGAACGCUAACAACCUCAUGAACAUGGGAAAAUGAGCUGCCAUGACCCCGGUGUAUGACAGCCCCUUUUAUAUAAGAAACGCGGCAAGCAUGUGAGAUCAACAUCGAGAAGCCCCGGAACGCGGUGCAGCCACGCCCACGUCGCCUGUUGCCCGCUCGCAAACGAUUUUUUGUGCCACCCCAGCCCCCUCCUUUCUUAUUUUCCCCUCUCGCUCUCUUCAAAUUGUGCCACUUCACAAAAACUGUGUCGCAACAGAUAUAUCCGAACUUUAGAGACUCUUGUGCAUAGUCGAGCCCAUUCACAGUUCUUCACAAACGUUUUUGCAGUGUCACGUUCUCUCAGCACGGUUGUGUCACUGUUUAGAUGGUCAUCACAGGCGAGAAACAUGUUUGUACCUUUGCGCUUUCCAAUCGCUCGCACGGCGUGGUCUAGGACAAACGUUGCAAUCAGUUCGCAAAUGCGCACGUUCUUUCUCCUUUUCUUUGUUUCCUUUCUUGCGCAACUCGCGAGUGCCACGGGAACAGAUAUACAGUUUCGCUGAGUGCAUGCAGGAUGAUGCCAUGGAACAUUGUACAGCGUGACGACCGCAUUUGCCGCUGCCGCAGUGUUGAUGACACUGCAAAUUGUGUCUUGCAACUAUGAACCGUAGUACACUGUCAAGGGAACACAUUUUUCUCGAAUGAAGCGGCCGCGUCGUACGUCUCAAGCUAGGGUGCCUCUUUUCAGGGUGGACGACUGAAUGAUUGUGUAAGCGACAUUGAUGUCAGUAUUGUUGUCCUACCAAGCUUGCUUUUUUUUUUAAGAGGAAUUGGUGUUGAAAUUCUUUUUUUUUUCUGUUCCUUUUAUUACUGCAUUCAUUUUUUGUUGCCCAAAGCAUGUUAUGUGCUCACAAUGCCUGCAGUGAAACGUAGUACCGUUAAACAUUAUGUUCAUGAUGUGGUGCAACUAUUACAAUUUUUUUUGGUUCGCAUCGCUAGUUUAAAUUCUCAGAGCUUUUUACCUCAUGUCGCUCUUUCUGUACGGUUGGUGAACGGGAAGGACCUUUUGUACAGGAUCGUGUUUUUGACACAUGUGUAUGGAAUGUACGGCAAAUGGCAAACUUGUUCUUGUUUUGCUUUCUAAAUGUACAGAAUACAUUUGAAGUUUCGACGUGACGACAAUGCAUUUCUUGAUACAAAAAAAGAACAUUAAAGGCUUCUGAAUGAAGCUGUA
This is a messenger RNA of Dermacentor silvarum, 2800 nucleotides long. RefSeq names its product signal recognition particle 54 kDa protein-like (gene Srp54k). Lineage: Eukaryota; Metazoa; Arthropoda; Arachnida; Ixodida; Ixodidae. Gene Ontology annotation, cellular component: cytosol; signal recognition particle, endoplasmic reticulum targeting. Gene Ontology annotation, molecular function: GTP binding; GTPase activity; endoplasmic reticulum signal sequence receptor activity. Gene Ontology annotation, biological process: SRP-dependent cotranslational protein targeting to membrane, translocation; SRP-dependent cotranslational protein targeting to membrane. The record is from RefSeq and is a predicted model, not a curated record.